AUGGCCACGCGUGCCAGGCCGGCUCGCCAGGCCGCACAGUCGACUAACUACACCUUCGACGAGUCCGACGGGUCCGCGGACGCCGCCGGAUCAGCUUCGAGCGAUGAGGAGGAGUACGGCCGCAAGAGGGCCAAGACGAGCAAGAACAAGGGCAAGGCCCGCAUGAAGACGCCGGACGAGAGCGGCGAGGAGGAGGAGGAGGAGAGUGAGGGAGGCUCGUCAACGAGCGCAGCUCGGAAGAAACGCGGCAACCCUUACCUGCUUCCCAGUCUCAACCGCGCACGCGCGCGUUGGGGAUCGCCUGCGCCAGAGCUCGUCGAGUACGAGGUGAAACGCGUCGACUUCAGCAAGACGCUCCCCGUCGAGACCGUGGCCGAGAUCCUCUCCUAUCUCGGUCCGAAGACUCUCUACGAGCUCUCGUUCCUCAACAAGACUUUCCACGCCAUCUUGACGUCACCCACCGUCAAGCCUGUCUGGAAGAGGGCGUACACCUUCCGCGACUUGCGCGACGACGAGGCCGCCAAGCCGCGAGGCGUACUGGCCAUCAGGCUGGAGAAGAGGAGAAUCCCCGCCGACCCGCAGAACCCGCAAAACAAGCUGCCCAAGUUUUGCGGCGUGGAGGUGGAACCCUACCGCCUCGCAGUCCUGAUGUUCGAGUCGGCUUGUCAGCUCUGCGGCGAGGACACGGUCGAGCGGCCCGACCAGUUUCUCUUCAGGCGCAUCUGCAAGGAAUGCCGCACUCGAUCUUUCAUCGGCGUCGAGGAGGUCGUGCUGGACAAGAAGUACGAAGGUCUUCACGCCGCCACUCUCAAGGUCGUCCCCAAGACGUCGGUCGAGCCGGACAGGCGGUUCGCAGUGCGCUGCACCGACUUCGUCUACCUUCCCGAACUCUACGAGACCUCCGACAUGCUCGAAGAGAUCGACUACGCGGCCGACGGCGACAAGCCGUGGCGCGGCGCAGAGCUCGACUUGCAGUCGAUCGGCCGGGACUUGUCGCGCGCCGCCAAGCUCGCCGAUUCGUGGCGCGACAGUCGCCAGCAGAAGGCGAAAGGCAUCGAGCAGCGCAUCAUGGCACAGUUCUCGCCUCGACUUACGCGCUGGAUUGUCGCCGCCUAUCAGCGCCUCGGGUAUCGCGAAGAUGUGGAGCGGGCAGAGGGAAGGGCGGCAUCGGAACAGGCGCGUGCGGAGCGCUUCGCGCGCAUUUCGCAGCGAGUGAAGCAGGAAGGAAUCUUCGACCAGUACGACGAAAACCGUCUCGUCACCCAUCCGCUGGUCGGCCUCGCCGAGCCGCUGACCGACGACGUUUGGCACGCCAUCGCGGCCGCCAUCUACCUCGAUCUGGGUCGCGCCGCCGCCAAGGACCUCAUCGCACGUUCCGUCAAGGGACAAGGUCGACCUUCCCAAGCAGCCGAAGGGCCUUGGGCGUACAUCCAUCCCGCUUUUCCGGACAUCGUCGCCCGGAGUAAGGAGAGGGAGGAGAGGGCGAAGGAGAACGAGCGCGAGGAACGGGAACUCGCUCGCAAGCAAAAGCGGCUCGACAGCAAACACGCGUUCCUCCGCGACCGUUACGACGCGAUCUUGGCCGACAUCCCGAGCGACGAAGUCCGGGCCUUCGCCCCCUGCUUCCGCGACUUUCUGCACCUCGACAACGUCAAGGAUCUUUACGACGACGCAGAGUUUGCGACGGAGAAGAGCAGGGCGAACCAGGACCUCCAAGUCUUCCAGGAGCGCCUCGACGCCGUACGCGACGAGAUGAACGGGUUUGCGAUCGACGUGCGCCUGCACGCUCUCAAGCUUAUUCUCGCCGCCACAACCGACACGAGCGAGGAGGAGAUCGAGCAGCUCGACGUUGACAUACUGUCAGACCCUCGAUUCGACGAUGACUUCUUCCGCCGUCCGUCUUCGUGGAUCAACUGCGGCGGCGACUACUGCUCAAACACCGGUCCUCUCGUCGACGUCCUCAAGCACUGGCACGAGAGGCACGAGCCGGACCUGCCUGAUCGACUCGACGAUCCUGUUCUCAGGUUCGAAGAGGAUGAGGAGGAGAAGAACCCGAACACCUCGCCAGAGAGGCUCGUCCAGCUCUCGCUCGAGGUUGCCUGCGCUUGGUCAGCGCUUCUCGAGCUCGGGCGGAUCGACGGCGAUGACCCGAAUGUCACGAAGGAAGAUGUCGAGGAGACGUUCAAGUCCUUCAGGUUCGUCUGGGAGAACUGCCCGUCUCACAAGGGCUUUCCGAGGGAGACGUGGAGCAGUCUCCUGGGCUCGGUCAAGUACGCCACUCGCGAGGCGCGCGAAGCGGGCAAGUUCCUCCCGCCGCCGAUCAUCGCCAUGAAGGACCUCAACUCGCGCGAACGGAGGAUGGCGGAACGCGAUGCCGAGUGGGCGAAGAGGCGCACUGCGUGGUGA
Molecule: messenger RNA, 2406 nt
Organism: Rhodotorula toruloides NP11
Lineage: Eukaryota; Fungi; Basidiomycota; Microbotryomycetes; Sporidiobolales; Sporidiobolaceae
Product: F-box domain, cyclin-like domain containing protein
Exons: 12
Coding region: 1-2406 (801 amino acids)
Molecular function (GO): protein binding
Source: RefSeq, a predicted model, not a curated record